ACUCACUUCCGGGGGUUGUCUACGGUCGGGCGCUCCUCCUCGCCGGGGGCCCGGCCCAGCACUAUGCGCAGACUCGGCUCUUGGCUCAAGAUGGCGGCGGCAGAUAAACAGAAGCACGAGCACGGGAGAGUGAAGAUUGGGCACUACAUCCUGGGCGACACGCUUGGCGUCGGUACCUUCGGCAAAGUCAAGGUUGGCAAACAUGAGUUAACUGGACAUAAAGUUGCUGUGAAGAUUCUGAAUCGACAGAAAAUUCGCAGCCUUGACGUUGUAGGAAAAAUUCGCAGGGAGAUUCAGAACCUCAAACUCUUCAGACAUCCUCAUAUAAUUAAGCUGUAAGUUUUAUUUGCUAUAAUCAGAUCUAUUUAAGCAAUAAUCUCUUUUGCUCUCACUGACUUGAAAUGUGUCUAAAGGGCAGUAGUAUUAGCAGUCGCUUCUUAGGAAACUGACUAGUCCUAAGAAGCAGUAUUCCAUUUUCAGUAUCCCCUGUAACGCAUUUUCACAACACUGAUCUUCUCUGGGGGUCAGGGAAGUGUGCUUUAAUGUUCUUUUUCUAAUUAUAUUUGUUUUUGUUUUUUUUGGCCUAGAAUCAAAUUAAGAACAAGGUUGUAAAGUGUACUUCUAUAGGAAGCUUACUGCAUUUUUUCCUCAGUAUUUUUUAACAACAUGCUGAUCAGUUACCUGUGAUUUCUCCAAUGUUGAUGCCUCUGCAAAAUUUUUUUAAUUAAGGAUGUGCAGUCUGUUAAGUGUGAUCUGAUAUUUCAGAAUUCUUUGGUAUAGCUGUUACCACUUGUCUAGUAUGCUAAAAGGUCGUUGGCUGCUUAUCUAUUAGGCAAUAGUAGUUCAUCAGUAGAGUUCAGAGUACAGCUAAAUAUGUCCUAGACUAGACACUCUGUAAUUUAUUUUCUAAGACUAGAUACAAAUGCCGUUGAUUUUUGGCUUUUCAUAUAACCUGCCUUUGCAUAUAUUAGGGCACAUCUGGAGUGCAGACAAUUCUCACUCUUAAUUGUGGAGUGGCAGUUUAUUUUUUUUUAUUGUCAGACUUGUAUUAGGAUCAGGAUACCACUGAUAGAUUAAUUUUGGUUUAGGUUUCCGUUAGGUUUAACAGUAACACAUAAACUGGUGCUCAAUAAGAUUGUCAGAUCAUCUCAGUAACUUUCUUCAGUUAAGAGUUCAAGAACAAGUCCAAAAACUAGUGACUGCAGUCUGUGACUAGCCAAGAUAUGAGGCAGAAUAGUAAUAUGUAGCUCUUAAGUCAGCUUAACUGUUUUCAAGUAAACAAUUACUCAGUGAAUAGUGGUGCGAAAUUCUUUCUCUUCAGCAUGUGAAGGGAAGGAUCAAGAUGUAGGAGAUGACAGAAAAGAUUAAGAAUACUCAGCUUUUCAACUGUUUGACCUGAAUUUCCAAAGCUGAAGGGUUGUUGUCUUGUGUAAAAAAAAAA
Molecule: messenger RNA, 1441 nt
Organism: Meleagris gallopavo (turkey)
Lineage: Eukaryota; Metazoa; Chordata; Aves; Galliformes; Phasianidae
Source: RefSeq, a predicted model, not a curated record